Salvia miltiorrhiza (redroot sage) is the source of this 2262-nucleotide messenger RNA. RefSeq names its product putative late blight resistance protein homolog R1B-17. Gene Ontology annotation, molecular function: ADP binding. The transcript has a single exon. The coding region runs from base 1 to 2262 and encodes 753 amino acids. Gene Ontology annotation, biological process: defense response to other organism. The record is from RefSeq and is a predicted model, not a curated record. Lineage: Eukaryota; Viridiplantae; Streptophyta; Magnoliopsida; Lamiales; Lamiaceae.
AUGGCAGCUUAUGCAGCUCUGGUUUCUGUGAUGAACAUCAUUGAGCAGAUGAUGAGCCAUCCUUGCCUUUCAACUGUAUUCGACAAGAAACAGAUUAUAUCCCUUGGGGAAAAGGUUGAUGCCUUGCUCGACUUGAUAACCAACCCUACUAUUGAUGGAGGUAGCAAAGAAGCAUCAGAUCUGGAGAAACAAAUCGCAUCUGCAGCUCACGCAGCUGAAGAUGUGAUUGAAUCACACAUUGUCGAUCAAAUUCAUGCUGAGAAGAAGCAAGCACGGACCAACUUCAUGCUGCGGCGCUGGCAAGGGAGAAAUCGACCCAGUCAUAAAUGCUCGUUGUCGGAUCUGCAACAAAUAAUUGAAGAAAUGGAUGGUAUCAUGAGAAAGGGUGCUGAGCUCAAGGAGAAAUGGCUAGCGAGAGAGGAGCAAGCUACACAUGGUGACAUGGAUGUUGUGGAGGAGAAACAACCUCUCACCACCACCACCGGAAAGGCUUCUCCGGUGGGACUCGAAGACGACGUGAUCCACAUCAUGGACAAGCUCACCAUACAUCAACCCAAGCAGCAAAUCAUCUCGAUUGUUGGGAUGGGCGGCACGGGUAAGACCACGCUUGCUCUAAAUGUUUAUGAAAAUUCAUUCAUCAAGGAACACUUUCACAUUCGUGCUUGGGCAACUGUAUCUCAACAAUACAGUGCAAAAGAAAUCUUUUCAAAACUUCUCUCUAGCAUAGGGCAAAGUGGAAGUGAAAAUGAUUUAGGGCUAAAGUUGCAUCAGACUUUAUGUGGUAGAAGAUAUCUGAUUGUAUUAGAUGACAUAUGGAGUGUCGAAGCUUGGGAUGAGGUGAGGCGUUACUUUCCUGAUAAUGGGAAUGGAAGUCGGAUCGUUUUAACUACUAGGUUGUCGGAUGUGGCUAGUGAUUGUGGCUCUACUUCUUGCAUCACCAUGAAACCUUUAAAAAAGGAUCAAAGUUGGGUGUUGUUUUGCAGAAACGCUUUCCAGCAAGAACAUUGCCCUUAUCCUCAACUAGAAAGUGUGGGAAAUGAGAUUGUUAGAUUGUGCAGAGGACUACCCUUGUCAAUUGUUGUGAUUGGAGGGUUUCUUCUCAAAUCACCUAAGACAGUAGGAUUCUGGGAGGAUGUUGCCAAGAAUAUAAAAUCAAUCCCCACUUCAACAGAAAAGCAAGAGAUCUUAGAUGUGUUAUCUCUAAGCUAUAGUCACUUGCCCCCCCAUAUGAAACCAUGUUUUCUUUACAUGGGGAUUUUCCGGGAGGACCGUGAGAUUCGUGCAUCACGAAUCAUCAAACUUUGGGUUGCUGAAGGAUUUAUCAAACCGAAGAGAGCUCAAAUGUUAGAAGAGAUUGCAGAGGGGUACUUGAAUGACUUAGUUGACAGGAAUCUUGUUCUUGUUGGCAGACAUCGAUCUAAUGGGAAGAUUAGGUCUUGUCGACUUCACGAUCUGAUAAGAGAUCUGUGCUUGAAAGUAUCUGAGAAAGACAAGUUCUUCUAUGCCAAGAGGGCACUCGACAACAUGACUAAGGAGCGUCGCUUCAUAUGUCAUGACUUCAUCAAGAGUGAUGAUGUUCCUGAGAUGUCUGAUGCUCUGAAAUCAGCACAGCUUCUUCGUUCUCUAGUAUGCAGAGGGUUCAAGCUGCCGGUUGUGUUCAAGUUAUUGAGAGUUUUGACUGUGGUUAGCGACUGUUCCGCGGAAGAUGUAAUGCAGAACUUGAACCUGCGGUGCCUUACUUUCCGACCUUCGUACUCCUCCUUGGUUUGGCUUCCUUCUUCAAUAUCCUUCAUUUGGAACCUGCAAACAUUGACAAUUAAUGCGAAACUUGUCGUUGCACCAAUUGAAAUUUGGAGCUUGUCACAACUUAGGCAUGUGGACUGCACACAGAUUUAUCUUCCGCGUCCUCCUCCUCCUCCAAAUGACUGUGUUGUCAUGGGAAACUUACAGACACUGAUAAAAACAGUAAAUUUGAGGUUGAGUGAGGAGGUGUGUAAGAGAAUUCCCAACACCAACAAAUUGCAUCUAAUCUACAAUGAUAAGUUGGAGGGCUAUGAAGAAUGCUUGUUCGACCAUCUCCACAAUCUUGGCAGCCUACAUAAACUUCAAUCACUAAAGCUAGUAGUUUCCACCUUUCCUAACUCAUGCAAUGCAGAUCAGCUCAAGUGUGCAUUUCCGGUAUCUCUGAAGAAGCUGUCACUGAAAAACUGCAGUCUUGUCUGGAAUGAUCUGACAAUCAUCGGUUCUUUGCCCCAUUUAUAA